Messenger RNA from Eptesicus fuscus (big brown bat), 1512 nucleotides. RefSeq names its product zinc finger protein like 1 (gene ZFPL1). The transcript is spliced from 8 exons. Lineage: Eukaryota; Metazoa; Chordata; Mammalia; Chiroptera; Vespertilionidae. The record is from RefSeq and is a predicted model, not a curated record. Gene Ontology annotation, cellular component: Golgi apparatus. The coding region runs from base 168 to 1103 and encodes 311 amino acids.
UGCGUCAUCGGCACGCGCCGCACCCGGAAGAGACGUGGCAGCGGAGGGAUAGUCGGGGCGGCCGGAGCUGGAAAGAGCUGAGCCGGAGGUCGACGGGGCGCGGUGUCUACCCCUCGGACCAGCGCUCCCGCUCAUCGGGACCGGUGCCGCGGUGCUUCAGGUGGACCAUGGGGCUUUGCAAGUGCCCCAAGAGGAAGGUGACAAACCUAUUCUGCUUCGAACACCGGGUCAACGUCUGCGAGCACUGCCUGGUAGCCAAUCACGCCAAGUGCAUCGUACAGUCUUACCUGCAGUGGCUCCAAGAUAGCGACUACAGCUCCAAUUGCCGCCUGUGCAACACACCCCUGGCCUCGCGGGAGACGACCCGUCUUGUCUGUUAUGAUCUCUUCCAUUGGGCCUGCCUCAAUGAACGUGCUGCCCAGCUACCCCGAAAUACAGCACCUGCUGGCUACCAGUGUCCCAGCUGCAGUGGCCCCAUCUUCCCCCCAAGCAACCUGGUGGGUCCUGUGGCCUCUGUGCUGAGAGAGAAGCUGACCACGGUCAACUGGGCCCGGGCAGGACUGGGCCUUCCUCUGAUCGAUGAGGUGGUGAGCCCAGAGCCCGAGCCCCUCAACACUUCGGACUUCUCUGACUGGUCCAGCUUUAAUGCCAGUACCCCUGCACAAGAAGAGAUAGCCAGCACUUCUACUGCCCCAGCCUUCUACAGCCAAGUCCCCCGGCCCCCCGCGACUCCCAACCGACCUGAGCAGCACACAGUGAUCCACAUGGGCAGUUCUGAGCCCUUGACUCACGCCUCGGCCCCAAGAAAGGUGUAUGACACACGGGAUGAUGAUCGGGCACCAGGCCUCCACAGGGAUUGCGAUGAUGACAAGUACCGUCGCCGGCCUGCCCUGGGCUGGCUGGCCCAGCUGCUCAGGAGCCGGGACGGGUCUCGUAAACGGCCGCUGACCCUGCUCCAGCGGGCGGGGCUGCUGCUGCUGCUGGGACUGCUGGGCUUCCUGGCCCUUCUUGCCCUCAUGUCUCGCCUGGGCCGGGCUGCAGCUGACAAUGAUCCCAACCUGGACCCACUCAUGAACCCUCACAUCCGUGUGGGUCCCUCCUGAGCCCUUGCUUGUGGCUGGGCCAGCCUAGGACCUGGGGCCUUGAAAAGGGGAGAUGGGCAGGUCUGCGGGCCCUUUCGCUGCUCCUCUUUCUCAAGUCUGAGACACUAAGAUCCCAGACCCAAAGCCGAGUCCACUAGAGUGGCUGUAGGCUGGGCCUGGGGUCCCUGCAGAUCAAGUGUCUGUCUUGACCUGCUUCCCCUGGGUCUCUGGCCUCCCAUCCCCAACCCAUGAAGGAGCUGACAGGUGGAAAUAAAUGGCAGACUUUAUUAAAAUUCCCAAAGCCUCCUUUUCCUUCCCCCUUCUCAACCCAAUCCCCAAGCCUCAGUGGCUCUCCUCCCGGUACUGCAUGGCCAGAAACUCCAGGGACAGGCGGUUGAAGAACAUGGCUGUGUUGAGCACUGAGCGGAGG